CACAAUGGAGCUCUCGGAGUAUGUGCAGAAAGGCUUCCAGAUGCUGGCGGAUCCCGGCUCCUUCGACUCCAACGCCUUCACGCUUCUCCUCCGGGCGGCGUUCCAGAGCCUGCUGGACGCCCAGGCGGACGAGGCCGUGUUAGAUCACCCAGAUUUGAAACAUAUUGACCCAGUGGUUCUAAAACAUUGUCAUGCAGCAGCUGCAACUUACAUACUGGAGGCGGGAAAGCACCGAGUUGACAAAUCAACUCUGAGCUCUUACCUAGAAGACUGUAAAUUUGACAGAGAGCGAAUAGACCUGUUUUGCACGGAAUAUCAGAAUAAUAAGAAUUCCCUAGAAAUCCUACUGGGAAGCAUAAGUAGAUCUCUCCCUCAUAUAACUGAUGUUUCUUGGCGCUUGGAAUAUCAGAUAAAGACCAAUCAACUUCAUAAGAUGUACAGACCUGCAUAUUUGGUGACUUUAAAUGUAGAGCCUUUCUCUUUCUUCUCUAGAACACUGAUUCCGGGUCCUACCCAGAGAUUAGUUUUAGUUGCAACAUGGAACAGUUACAGGAUUUGGUGGGGAAACUUAAAGAUGCUUCGAAAAGCCUGGAACGAGCAACUCAGUUAUAACUUGGGAAGUGAACGAUCCGCCCAAGUGCAGAGGAAAACCAGGAACGUCACCGCGGGCUGUGGGAGCUGGCCGUGCUCGCUCGCGCUCGGCGGAGAACGCUUCCCUUCGAAUCUGUCACUCAUCGGUUCUGACAGUUUUUUUUAUAUGUGUGAAAGGGUUAUGAGGGAAAUUCUGCCCACGUAUUUGAAUCAUCUUCAGGAUGAACUGUACCUUUAUCCUCUUUAGAUCUUUUUGAAGUCCUAUGAAAGGAAGCAGACAGCAUCACAUCCUGAAUAAACAAGGUGUUGUUCCCACAAAAUGGU
Molecule: messenger RNA, 915 nt
Organism: Oryctolagus cuniculus (rabbit)
Lineage: Eukaryota; Metazoa; Chordata; Mammalia; Lagomorpha; Leporidae
Source: RefSeq, a predicted model, not a curated record